UGCAUCACCAUCUUCUAAGCUUCAUACUCAACGGUUCUUUUUCAUUUUUAUCACAUUUGAUUCAUUCAUUAUUGAGAUAAUCGAAGGAUAUGGAUUUGGGCUGCUUGGAUUUGGGUUGUAUUGAAAAGCAAAUCAGUCAAAGCUCUGGUGAUUCAGAUAUAAACCCUAAUGAUUAUGUGCCUUCAACUUCGAAGCCUCCAAAGAAUAAGGUGUUGAAAGAGGCAAAUCAACCAAGUCCACAUGCUCUCAACAGAUUGACAGGUCUGAUUAAAAAGCCUCGUCGAAAAACUUCACCUCUCAGCUGGUUUCCACGCAAGAAAGGGGAUUCCUACCUAAAGAGAAAAUUAAAAUUACUUCAGGAAGUAGAUGGCAUGAACUCAACUCUCGACGAGACUCUUGGUGACACAAAUCCCCAUUUCUCAAAAGUGCUUAGAGAAAAAAUUGCUGUCAGAGAAGCUGCUCACAAGGUAAUAGAGGCCCGAAAAGCUGCAUUGGUUGAAGCAUCCUGGUGUCGGAUACUUCGAGCAGCCAGGAUUGAGAGUAAAGAAGCAGAAAGCCUUUUGGUGAAAGCAGAAAAAAGUGCGGCCGAAGCUUUUGAAUCUGCAAAAGAAAUUGGAGUAAUCAUGUAUGAAAUAUCUGACUGCCCAAGGAAGCAUUGCAAAAUAGAAACAUCUGCAGUAAGUGGAGGAGAAUCUACCACUGCUACUCAUACGGUUACAACAACUUUCGAUACAGCAUUUGAGGUGGAUAAACAAGUCGCAGCUGCUGUGAAAGCUGCAUUCGUCAGGCUCUCAAGUAGCGCCUCCAUAGGCAAAGAAGAAUUUAAAGAACUGCUGAAAAGAAUUAGUCAGAAUCCUGAUUUAGAUGAAAGCUAUCAAGAUAUAUCCGAAAGUGAAUCAGAUGCUGGGCCUGAUUUUGAAUCAGGAUCCCAGAGAAAUGAGGAGAUGGAAUCGUCUAAGGAAAAACAGAGGGAAAACCUUGUUGACAUGAUGUUGGUAAGACUAAGGUGUUUGCAGGAAGAAGAACUUAAUUCUCUUGCUACUAUAGUUGCAACAUGUGGUCUGAAUGCCGCUCUAGCUGAAGCUGAAAACACUUUUCCAGCUUCAGGUGUUAAUGGUGGGCGUGAUUUGUUCAAAGAAGGAAGAACAGUAAACAGUAAUGCUCACGAAGAGCUUCCAGGUCUCGACAAGUUUCUAGUGAAACGCUUGACCAGACUUGAAAGAGAGAUACAAGAUGCAAAGAGUGCUAGAACAAAAGAGGCAGGAGAUAAAUUACACAGUGAGGAGAAAAAGGUCAGUUCAGGAUCGGAGAAGGAGAUUGAAGACGCUAAAAAGAACAUAGUUGAUAAAGAUAACAAGAUUUCCAAAGAGGCCCAGAUUGUUUCUGACUUGGGAAGUAUGCUAACAAAGCAUACUUCAAAGCUGGAGAAAGAGAUAGAAGAGAGUAAAAGGAAGUGUGGGAAUGAAUAUGAGCCAAAGUGGAAGAGAUCUGAAAGAUUGAAACAAGAAACAAAAGAAAUACCAAGCCUAGGUGAGGUUCUGGUGAAGCGUGUCUCACGACUUGAAAGAGAGGUCCAAGAAGCAAAAGAAAAAGAAAACGUUGACAUGAACAGACAAAGGGGAGUGAAGGAAAAGGAAACAAAUGGUGUUGAGAGCUUGGAUAAGGUUUUAGUAAAGCACGUUUCAAGACUCGAAAAAGAGAAAAUGAGCAUGGAAGAGGAAGUAAAGGUGAAACGGAGGGACAGAAAGUCCGAGUUGGAGCAGAGUGAAGGGAGUUUGGACCAAAUUAUGGUGAAGCACAAGUCACGACUGGAGAGGGAAAAGGUGGGUGGCGGUGUGCAGGAAUCCAACAACCAGAUGAAGAACCCAUUGGUCGCUAAGCGAGAAGCAAGGGAGAAAGAGUUGCAAGAAGCAUGGGGAGGCAUGAGUUUUGGAAAUUCAAUACGUCCACAUCUCUCUAGACUUCAAAGGGACCAGGCUGCAUGGCGUAAAGCUGAAGAAGAGGAGCGGAGAGGGACCGAGGAAGCCAAGGUGGUUUGA
This is a messenger RNA of Cynara cardunculus var. scolymus (artichoke), 2039 nucleotides long. RefSeq lists its product as uncharacterized. The transcript is spliced from 6 exons. Bases 90 to 2039 code for a protein of 649 amino acids. The record is from RefSeq and is a predicted model, not a curated record. NCBI's taxonomy places the organism in Eukaryota, Viridiplantae, Streptophyta, Magnoliopsida, Asterales, Asteraceae.